AGUGCUACCAAGGAAAUGAAUAAGCAACCAACCAACAGCCUGGAGGCAGCAGUGCCGGGCCACCGGGAUAGCCCACGUGCACCCGGGACCAGCCCUGAACAGGACCUGCCUGCCGCCGCCGCUGCUGCGGCUACCGCCGCGCCGCCACGUGUGCCUAGGUCCGCUUCCACCGGCGCCCAAACUUUCCAGUCCACGGAUGCCAGAGCCUGUGAGGCCCAGCAGCCCGGAGUAGGGUUUUGUAAACUCAAUAGCUGCCAGGCACAGGCGACCUCCGGGGCUCUCCGGGACCUAAGCGAAGGGCACAGCGCACAGGCCAACCCCCCUUCCGGGGCCGCUGGGGCCGGCAACGCGCUACACUGCAAGAUCCCAGCUCUGCGUGGCCCGGAGGAGGACGUGAACGUGAGUGUGGGCAAGGGCACGCUGGAGCACAACAAUACCCCAGCUGUGGGCUGGGUAAACAUGAGCCAGAGCACAGUGGUGUUGGGUACCGAUGGCAUCGCGUCGGUGAUUCCAGGCAGCGUGGCCACCACUGCCAUACCGGAGGACGAGCAAGGGGAUGAGAAUAAGGCCCGAGGGAACUGGUCCAGCAAACUGGACUUCAUCCUGUCCAUGGUGGGGUACGCAGUGGGGCUGGGCAAUGUUUGGAGGUUUCCCUACCUGGCCUUCCAGAACGGGGGAGGUGCUUUCCUCAUCCCUUACCUGAUGAUGCUAGCACUGGCUGGCUUGCCCAUCUUCUUCCUGGAGGUGUCACUGGGCCAGUUUGCCAGCCAAGGGCCCGUGUCUGUGUGGAAGGCUAUCCCAGCUCUACAGGGCUGCGGCAUCGCGAUGCUCAUCAUCUCGGUCCUCAUAGCCAUAUACUACAACGUGAUCAUCUGCUACACACUCUUCUACCUGUUUGCCUCCUUCGUGUCUGUGCUACCCUGGGGCUCCUGCAACAACCCGUGGAACACGCCAGAAUGCAAAGAUAAAACCAAGCUUUUGCUAGAUUCCUGUGUUAUCAGUGACCAUCCCAAAAUACAGAUCAAGAACUCAACUUUCUGCAUGACUGCCUAUCCGAACUUGACAAUGGUUAACUUCACCAGCCAGGCCAAUAAGACAUUCGUCAGCGGGAGCGAGGAGUACUUCAAGUACUUUGUGUUGAAGAUUUCUGCAGGGAUUGAAUAUCCGGGUGAAAUCAGGUGGCCCUUGGCCUUCUGCCUCUUUCUGGCUUGGGUGAUUGUGUACGCAUCGCUGGCGAAAGGAAUUAAGACGUCAGGAAAAGUGGUGUACUUCACAGCCACGUUCCCCUAUGUUGUGCUGGUCAUCCUCCUCAUCCGGGGGGUCACACUGCCUGGAGCUGGAGCUGGUAUCUGGUACUUCAUCACGCCGAAGUGGGAGAAACUCACGGAUGCCACGGUGUGGAAGGAUGCCGCCACUCAGAUUUUCUUCUCCCUGUCUGCUGCCUGGGGAGGGCUCAUCACUCUGUCUUCUUACAACAAAUUCCACAACAACUGCUACAGGGACACGCUGAUUGUAACCUGCACCAACAGUGCCACUAGCAUCUUUGCUGGGUUCGUCAUCUUCUCUGUCAUCGGCUUCAUGGCCAACGAACGCAAAGUCAACAUUGAGAAUGUGGCCGACCAAGGGCCAGGCAUUGCAUUUGUGGUUUACCCAGAAGCCUUAACCAGGCUGCCUCUCUCUCCAUUCUGGGCCAUCAUCUUUUUCCUGAUGCUUCUCACUCUUGGACUUGACACCAUGUUUGCCACCAUCGAGACCAUUGUGACCUCCAUUUCGGAUGAGUUCCCCAAGUACCUGCGCACACACAAGCCUGUGUUCACCCUGGGCUGCUGUAUCUGCUUCUUCAUUAUGGGCUUCCCGAUGAUCACACAGGGUGGGAUCUACAUGUUCCAGCUCGUGGAUACCUAUGCUGCCUCCUACGCCCUUGUCAUCAUUGCCAUAUUUGAGCUUGUUGGCAUCUCCUAUGUGUAUGGCUUGCAGAGGUUCUGUGAAGACAUUGAGAUGAUGAUUGGAUUCCAGCCCAACAUCUUCUGGAAAGUCUGCUGGGCAUUCGUCACCCCAACCAUUUUAACUUUUAUCCUGUGCUUCAGCUUCUACCAGUGGGAGCCCAUGACCUACGGCUCUUACCGCUACCCUAACUGGUCCAUGGUGCUCGGAUGGCUGAUGCUUGCCUGCUCCGUCAUCUGGAUCCCGAUUAUGUUUGUGAUAAAAAUGUAUCUGGCUCCUGGCAGAUUUAUCGAGAGGCUGAAGUUGGUUUGCUCGCCACAGCCAGACUGGGGCCCCUUCUUAGCUCAGCACCGCGGGGAGCGUUACAAGAAUAUGAUCGACCCCCUGGGAACCUCGUCCCUGGGACUCAAACUGCCCGUGAAGGAUUUGGAACUGGGCACCCAGUGCUAGUCCAGGAGUGUGGACGGUCCGGUGUUACUCCUGGUUGUCCUCUGCCUCCCUCACACUUUCCCCAGCUUUAUUCCCAGUUUUCUUCUUUCUCCCCGUCCCUCGCUUCACAGCCGUGCAUGAGAGUGUCCCAUAGAAAAGUAGGACAUAGUGUCUGUCGCAUGCUGUAGUGAGAGUCACAUGGACCACUGGAAGCGCGGUCUGCCUGGGUCUGUGCUAUCCGUGUCAGGGAGGAUUGCUCCCCCAUCAGGUGCUCCAUUCAUCCUGCAGGGGUGGGUAGACCAGGUGGGCGCUGGCAGGUGCGUGGUUUGGC
Molecule: messenger RNA, 2704 nt
Organism: Microtus ochrogaster (prairie vole)
Lineage: Eukaryota; Metazoa; Chordata; Mammalia; Rodentia; Cricetidae
Gene: Slc6a5
Product: solute carrier family 6 member 5
Biological process (GO): nitrogen compound transport; amino acid import across plasma membrane; sodium ion transmembrane transport
Cellular component (GO): plasma membrane
Molecular function (GO): amino acid:sodium symporter activity
Source: RefSeq, a predicted model, not a curated record